AUGAUAAUAGCACACGAUGAACUAUCACCAUCAUUAAUGUUGAAUGAAGUUCAACUUUCAAAUACAGAGGUACUUUAUCUUGCUGAACGUUUGCAAAUCAAAGAGCACAUGAAUCGUGAAGAUACAUUUAACACCAUUGUCGAAUUGGAACAUUUUUACACACUUCUCAAAAACAAUAAUAAAGGAAUGGGUGCACCAUCGCCAAUGGUUGACAAAGCAUGGCAUCAUCAUAUCCUAAACACAAAAAUGUACAAUGCCUUCUCACGUCAGCAUUUUGGUAUAGAAAUUCUUCAUCAUGUUCCUUUCUGGUCUGGUAACAUAGCAGAUAUGGAGGAAAUGUGGGGUGUUGAUGGUGAACCUGCUCCAUUAGAAGCGUACAAUGCCCUAGUGGGUAUGCUCGGUAUUGAAAAUGUGAAUAAAACAGUAUGGCUUAUGAAUGAAGAUGAACUCAAUCGUUUUCUGUGA
Rotaria sp. Silwood1 is the source of this 465-nucleotide messenger RNA. The record is from the annotation of a GenBank genome assembly. NCBI's taxonomy places the organism in Eukaryota, Metazoa, Rotifera, Eurotatoria, Philodinida, Philodinidae.